AUGGGGAGAGGUAGGGUUCAGUUGAAGAGGAUCGAGAACAAUAUUAGCAGGCAAGUGACAUUCUCCAAGAGAAGAACUGGUUUACUAAAGAAAGCUCAUGAGAUCUCUGUUCUCUGUGAUGCUGAUGUCGCUGUGAUUGUUUUCUCUACAAAAGGGAAGCUCUUUGAGUACUCCACUGACUCCAGCAUGGAAUCGAUCCUUGAAAGAUACGAAAGAUGCUCGUAUGCAGAGCAGCAGUUUGUACCACAUGGCCCUGAACAUCAGGGAAGCUGGUUUUUGGAGCACCCAAAGCUCAGGGCUAGGGUUGAACUCUUGCAGAGAAACCUAAGGAACUAUACAGGACAAGAUUUGGACCCUUUAAGUUACAAAGAACUUCAACACCUGGAGCAAAAAAUAGAUACUGCUCUUAAGAGCGUACGAUCAAGAAAGAACCAACUCGUCCACGAAUCCCUUGCAGAAAUGCAGAAAAAAGAAAAGGCACUUCAGGACCAGAACAACAUACUAGUAGAACAGGUCAAGAAAAAACUGAAGGCGCUAACUGAGCAAGCACAAUGGGAGCAGCAAAACCUUGGCCAGAACUCGUCCUCUUUUAUGCCACCACAAGCACAACCUCCACUGCAGCCGUCGAUGCUAUCACAUCCUCCACCAACUAUAGGUGGCAGUUUCCAGAUUAGAGGAUUCCUGAACGGUAACAAGGAUGUUGAAGUUCAAACUCAACCUAGCACCAUGCCACAUUGGAUGCUUCGCCAUGUCAAUGAUAGAAUUUGA
Populus nigra (black poplar) is the source of this 768-nucleotide messenger RNA. RefSeq names its product truncated transcription factor CAULIFLOWER A-like. The record is from RefSeq and is a predicted model, not a curated record. The coding region runs from base 1 to 768 and encodes 255 amino acids. Lineage: Eukaryota; Viridiplantae; Streptophyta; Magnoliopsida; Malpighiales; Salicaceae. Gene Ontology annotation, biological process: positive regulation of transcription by RNA polymerase II. Gene Ontology annotation, cellular component: nucleus. The transcript is spliced from 8 exons. Gene Ontology annotation, molecular function: DNA-binding transcription factor activity, RNA polymerase II-specific; RNA polymerase II cis-regulatory region sequence-specific DNA binding; protein dimerization activity.